CGUUAUUCUCGCCUUUUCAUUGGUUGUUGGUCUUGCCACUUGUUGCCAUUUCCUGUUUGCGCACAGGUUGGGCUCCGAAUGUUUACUCCUCCAGGCUCGGCGCACUUUUGGUGGGAUUUUGUUUUUUCUAACCUCAACGGUGUUGAGAUAGUGUCUCAGCCCCUCGCUAAAGUUGUCUGUGUGUCAAUUCCUCUUUUUUUGCUUUUUGCUCUCAGCGUUGCUGGUGUAGAACAAGUGUGCCUCACAUCGACUAAUUGCCGUGGCUGUGAAUGGGGAUCCGCUGCCAAAACCCACAAAGGCUGAACCAAUUCGGCUAACACAUCUCAACAGUCAGCAUAGCUUGCCUGUAUAAUAGAAUUGCUACGUUCACACGUAUGCUCUGAAGGGGUUCCCUAUCAUCACCUAAUCGGC
Xylaria bambusicola is the source of this 411-nucleotide messenger RNA. RefSeq lists its product as uncharacterized. NCBI's taxonomy places the organism in Eukaryota, Fungi, Ascomycota, Sordariomycetes, Xylariales, Xylariaceae. The transcript has a single exon. The record is from RefSeq and is a predicted model, not a curated record. The coding region runs from base 79 to 303 and encodes 74 amino acids.